AUGGUGGGCCGACCGGAGCGCCCAUCCGCCCUAGGGCUGCGUUCCUACUCUCACGAGCCUCUCAGCAAUAAUGCUAGCGUCGCCAGUCUCACCAGCGCCAGCAUGAGCAACCUCUCUCUCGCCGACCUCCCCAGCCCGCGCGCCGGCGAUGCACCACCUGCACUCUCCCCUCUGGACGCCCUUGCGCUGCAGGGACGACUGCUGGCAAAGCGCUUCGAGCAGGCCGACAAGAGCGGACGUCGUCUCAGCAGACUGGCGCCGCUCACUAUCCAGAAUGAGUUCGGCAACCGCUCCGGCUACUUUUCCUCGCUGUCGUCGACCGUCAGCUCUCCCAACGAGGACCUCGGGCCUAUCUCAGCAGGUGGUGUCGCACCGCCUGCCGAGACGUCCCCUCGCCAGCACGUGUCAGACAGGCACAAGUCGUGCUACCCGCAGAUCAGCAACGAGGAGCCCCAGUAUGCCCAGUCGCUACCCGCACGCAGCCCUCUUGCCCCAAUUGGCGAGAGCAGUCCCGCCAGCCCGCCGCAGGGCUACUUCGACAUCCCAAGGUCGCACUCGCAUGACACCGUGGAGCCUCACAUCGGUGUCCGAGAGGCUACGCCCGUCAGCCCUACCGGUCCAACACCAACAUCUCAAUUGUUCUUGAGCCCCCAGAGGAAGCCGUCGUCUGACUCGAUGCCCCGUUUCCAACCACGCUCCAACCUGCUUCCCCCAAGAAAGGCCAGCAACCACUCGCAACGCUCUCCGAGACUGUCACCAAGCAUCAGGUCUGUCCAAGACAGCUCAGAUGAGGUUGACGACCUGCCACUGAGUGGCUCGUAUGAUUCUUUACCGCGCAACAGAGCUCUGUCCCCUAGCUCCAGCCUGUCCCGCGCUCAAUCCCCCUUUACACCCACAACGACCAUGCCUCGCUCCCCUUCUGCGGCUUCGGAGCACUCCGUAAAUGGACAUCUCCCCCGUCCAGCUUUCAACUUCUCUAGGCCAAUCAGCCGGCAGAGCACCAGACCUUCCAUUGAUUGUGUCAGACCUUCCAUUGAUUGUGUCAGGCCUUCGCUCGACAUGCCUUCUAGACAGCCUUCAGACGAGAGUGUCUUCAUGAGGCCCUCUUGUGACAGCAACCUUAAGCGCCAGGAUUCGACUGACGGACUCACCUCUAACUAUGCCAACGAGACAGUACAUACUCCUGUCAGUAUGGUCAGUGAGGACUUCCGCCGAUCAGGCGAUUAUUCGAACAAUCCGGCACCAUCUUACACAUACACUACAUUCGACCUGCCCCGGGGCAGGAAGCUUGAUCGCCGAUCAAUCGGCAUCGAGGACUUCUUCAAGAAGCAAAUUACCUGGGACCAGUCUAACGGACAGCAAAGGCCACCUUCACCCGAGUCACCACCUCGUUCAUUCGAACAGAAACGAUCGCCACAGACCCCAUCACUCACUUCAAGCAACAGCACCAUUCGUGCUGCCACUGCCGGUACCGCAGAAGUCACUGCUCAAGAGCAUUGCGAUAUUGGCAUCGGAUUGCACGAAAAGGGCGAGCUGUUGAAGUCCACCUACCAUCUGCGCCUGGCAGCUCGUGGAGGGCUUCCCGAAGCCAUGCUUUGGUAUGGUCUUGCCUGCCGCCACGGUUGGGGUAUGCGCGAGAACAAGGCAGAGGCACUGCAGUGGCUGCGCCGCGCUGUCGAUUCUGGUCACCUUGAGAUCGCAGACGAUGAACAAGGACAGUCAACCGACAUCACCAAAAAGAAGCAACAUCGCGCGCAGUACGCCGUCGCAAUCUACGAGCUCGGCAAGUGCUACAUGAACGGCUGGGGUGCUGCUCAGGACAAGACGCUUGCUCUUCGCUGCUAUGAAAUCGCAGGAAACUGGGGCGACCCUGACGCUCUAGUCGAAGCUGGCUACUGCUACGCAGAAGGCGUUGGCUGCAAAAAGGAUAUGAAGAAGGCUGCCAAGUUUUACCGCGCAGCUGAAGCCAAGGGUAUCAGCAUGGUCGGUAACAGCUGGAUCUACAAAGACAAGUACAACGACGACAACACUAGCACCUCCGACUCUCGCUCCGUCCGUUCGGGACGAUCAACCAAAAAGGACAAUUCUGAGAAGAAGUCCCGCGACAAGAGCCGCACGCGUACCAUCUUCGGCCGCAAGAAGAGCCACACUGCAUCUUCAACUUGA
Macroventuria anomochaeta is the source of this 2166-nucleotide messenger RNA. RefSeq lists its product as uncharacterized. The coding region runs from base 1 to 2166 and encodes 721 amino acids. Gene Ontology annotation, molecular function: protein binding. The record is from RefSeq and is a predicted model, not a curated record. Lineage: Eukaryota; Fungi; Ascomycota; Dothideomycetes; Pleosporales; Didymellaceae. The transcript is spliced from 2 exons.